GGUGUGUACAAUAAAUUCAACAGUUGGUUAAGUAGCUAAUUAUUGCAGAACAUUUAUAGUCGCUGUUCUUUGAAUAUGACUUACAAAUUAUGUGAUGUAACUUGAUACAUUUUUAUAUUUUCAACUUAAGAAAUUAUAAAGAAUAUGUUUUAUUAAAUUGAUCAUAUUCUAAUAAAGAAUUCUGUCAAUUUAGAUUUGGAGACAAUUUAUAUCAUUUGCAUCCAUUUCUGAAUUAUGGAAAAAUCAGCCAACAUAUUUAAUAGUCCAGUUAUUGUUCAUUGUAGGAGGAGUAUUAACAUUAAUACACGGUAAGUAUUUGUACUUUACAUAAUAGGACAUGUCACUGAAAAAAUUACAAAAAUACCGGAAUUUGUCAUUAAUUAAUUAAUUAAUAGCAUUUAGGCAUGGAGGAAGACGUCCUUUACUCUGGUUAAGCAUAAUUUGUCAUGGUUUGAUCGUUGAGUGUGUAUGUUAUGUAAUAACUGAUAUAGACAAUUUCUGGCAUAGUAGAUCACCGAUUAUGUUUUUUGGAGAAAGAUUACCAUUAUACGUAAUAAUUUUAUGUAUGUAUUUCAUCUCUAUAUAUUUAUUAAUUUAUGUUUCAUAUUGUUCUUGAAUUUUACAGAUUCAGUUUUUUAUUAUUUAUCAAUCGAGAUUGGUUGUAGAACAAAUAAAAUAAAAUUUGGUCUUAUGGUAACAGUAGGAUUAAAUGUUCUAUUGAUUGAUUUACCAUAUGAUAUAACAGGUGUAAAAUUUGUUCAUUGGACUUGGCAUGAUACAGAUCCAAACUUAGAGGACCGAUCAUAUUGGGUACCAUUAACAUCUUAUUAUUUUCAUAUGGUUUUUUCUGCAAGUUUUGUAUUUUGGUUUUUUGGAAAAGAUAUUAAUCUUAAUCAAACAUAUACACAAAAGGAGGACAUUAUAACUUUUAUAAAAGCAUCAUUUUUGAGUACUCCAUGUGGUAUAUUAUGUUUUUCUAUUCUAUAUCACCCGCUACAUGACUUAUACAAUGUUCCAACGCAAGUCAUUGUGACGUUUUUGAUUGCAUUUUAUAUCAUGGUAGCCACUUUAAAUCGCCAACAUAGAAACAAAUUUGAUCGGCCAAUAGCUUUAAUGAUAUAUCUUGUUGUUUAUUAUGCAACAUUUUUGAUUUUAAUAAUAUGGGGUAAACCUGAAAAUGAAGUAUCAAUUGGCCCACAUGAAGAAAUCGGACCUUGCAAUAUAACUGUUACAGCUUUUGGAACAGUAAAUAUUAUUUAUUUAUUUACAUUUAACUUUAAAGUUAGGAACCUGAAUUAACUUAUAUAUUCUGGUCAAGAAAAUCCUAUACCUCAGUGCAUCUACAAACAUGACAGACAGGUGUUCAUACAAGAUUAGUGGUGGGAAUGUGCAUGAAAUUACGGGUUUUGGUUGUCACCUAGUAUCGUUGACCUGAGUAUAUUAAUUUCCUCUUGAAGUAAUUAUUUUGAUUUUAUUCAAUGAAACAUUGAAUAUAGAUGAACUUAAAAUAUAUUAUGAAAAACUAUGUGCAUAAAUUAAUGAAAAAACAUAAAAAGGAGGGGAGAUAAAUUAUAAUUUACAAUUAAGUACCAGAUAUUAUCAUGAAGUAUUUUAAGCACUUAAAAUUAUUAUUUAAUUGAAACAAAAUAUUCAAUACUGUAUCUUGCGAAUAUGAGUCAACUAAAUAUUAUUUUUAGAAUCAAAUACAAGAACUAAUAACUAAAUUAAUUCAGGUUUCAAACAAAUUUUAUUAAAAAUAUAUUCAAUUGAUGUAUCCUUUUUGUUUUAUUUCAUUUAAGGAAUUAAAAAAACGUAAAUAUUUAUGCAUAGAAGACUAUAAUGAAGAUUUUGAUUUUCAUUGUGUAAAAGAUAUUCCACAACAUUAUAGUAAAAUCUAUACAAUAUGUGGUACACCAUUUAAUAACCGUAUUGAAUACGUAACUUUAAUAAUAACUAUUAUUAUAAUAGCAUUUACUCAUUUUAAUGAAUCAUUUGCAUUUAAAAAAAGAAAAAAUAUGUAAUUAUAUCAAAAGUUUAUUAAGCUUAAGGAUUUGUGUGAAAAACAAAUUGUAUAAAUAAAAUCAAUUAUUACAUAAUAUUAAAUAAAUUAUAUAGCACAGGAAGUUAAUCCUUCACGCCUUGUCAUAUGCUUAUAAAACUAUUCAUUUUUUUUAAAAUUAUAUUCAUAUAUUAUUAAUCUUAUUUGUAAUAAGUAAAGGUACAUAAUGGAACACAGCUUAUUUUAAAAAGAAAAACGGACAAUCAUUGUUGAUUGUAGAAGGCAAUUUUACUUAAGUAUUUUAAAGAAUUGUAUAUAAUUAAUAAAAUAUAAACUUAAGAUACAUAAAAUUAAUACAUAAAAGUAAGUAGUUAAUAAAAAUUGUAUUUAAAAACCACCAGUCUGUUGUUGGUAAACUUCGAUAGUAUCACCCUCUUCCAUCUCCAAUGAGGAUGGAGUAUCAGCUUCACUUAUAGCUUGGCCAUCAAAUCUAAAACGCACUGUAGCCAUAGCAAGUCCC
Cinara cedri is the source of this 2519-nucleotide messenger RNA. Lineage: Eukaryota; Metazoa; Arthropoda; Insecta; Hemiptera; Aphididae. The record is from the annotation of a GenBank genome assembly.